CGUCGAGAUGCGCAUGGCACGUAGCCUCAACUUAGCGAAGUUUACCGCAUUGGAACGUCUUACCAUCGGCUAUGUACGGGAUGGAGAGCUACCGCUGGAGGACGUAGCCAUACCCCCCGCACUGCAGAUUCUGGUCGUGCACUGGUGGGACGACGACCACUCGCGCAAACUGACCAAAGUCGAGUUUUCCUUCAGCAGCGAGGCGGUGAUGGAAGAUUUCCUGAGGCACGAAGCGAGCGCGGAGGUUGCCAAAUUGCCAAAGGAUGGUCGGUUGACAGUGUCCAUACUGGGUCCGGCGCAACCAAGCUUGGUAGGCCUGUGCAAUGACCGGGGCAUCCAGCUGUUCGUAUCUCCAAGGGUCAGCGGAGAACCUACAACCGGAAACAUCGGCCUUCAAAGCCACGUCCUCCGUUGGACUUCCGCUCACAUCUCUAUUGUAUGACUACUGCACAUACUCUCGUCGAUUUAUGAGCUU
Messenger RNA from Punctularia strigosozonata HHB-11173 SS5, 475 nucleotides. RefSeq lists its product as uncharacterized. Lineage: Eukaryota; Fungi; Basidiomycota; Agaricomycetes; Corticiales; Punctulariaceae. Bases 8 to 442 code for a protein of 144 amino acids. The transcript is spliced from 2 exons. The record is from RefSeq and is a predicted model, not a curated record.